Messenger RNA from Cornus florida, 2858 nucleotides. RefSeq names its product G-type lectin S-receptor-like serine/threonine-protein kinase At1g11410. The record is from RefSeq and is a predicted model, not a curated record. Gene Ontology annotation, biological process: recognition of pollen; protein phosphorylation. The transcript is spliced from 7 exons. Gene Ontology annotation, molecular function: protein serine/threonine kinase activity; ATP binding. Lineage: Eukaryota; Viridiplantae; Streptophyta; Magnoliopsida; Cornales; Cornaceae. The coding region runs from base 202 to 2676 and encodes 824 amino acids.
GCCGCCUUAGACGACAAUUCUUCUUAUCUUUCAAACUACAGCUUCUAACACACGGCCAAUCCAGCUUCUAAUAAAUAUGUAAAAUUGACAGAACUAUAGAUAAAUGAGGUAUUAUGUCACAAAACAUUAUCGAUUGAUCGUCUAAUUUUAUUUAAACUUUCACCAUCCUAACCAAAAUUUAGGAGAGAAAAUCAUCCAAACAUGUAUGGUGUCCUGUUUUUGUUGCUAAUUCCAUUUCUUGAUCUCACUCGAUUCUGCACUUCCACUGACACCAAAUCCCUAAACCAAUCUAUCAGAGACAACCAUGGAGACAAAUUAGUCUCUAGCGGAGAAUUCUUCACGCUUGGGUUCUUCAGUCCCGGCAAUUCCAACAAACGAUACAUCGGAAUUUGGUACAAUAAAGUUCAAGAACAAACUAUUGUUUGUGUUGCAAAUAGAGAGAAUCCGAUCAAUGACACCUCCGGAGUUCUCUCCAUUGAUAAAACUGGAAACCUGGUUAUACAUAAUGGAAAUGAUAGCUUCCCCCUCUGGUCGACGAAUGUCUCGGUGGCAGCUCCUGCCAGCACUUGUUCAGCUCAACUUUUGGAUUCAGGGAAUUUGGUUUUGCUUCAGGGUGACGAUGGCAAAGCAUGGCAAGGCUUUGAUUAUCCAACAGAUACUAUGCUUCCUUCCAUGAAAAUCGGGAUGAACCGGAGGACAGGUCUGAACCGGUUCCUAACAGCCUGGAAGUCACCUGAUGACCCGGGAAUUGGAGAGUGUUCUUACAAGAUGGACCUUAGUGGGUCCCCACAAAUGUUCUUGUCCAAGGGUUCUGUUCGAUUAUGGCGAACCGGUCCAUGGAAUGGGUUUAAAUGGAGUGGUGUUCCGAAGAUGCCAUCUAAUUUCAUCUUUAAUUUCAGUUUUAUUGACAAUCAUGAUGAGGUCUACGCCCUUCACACUUUACUUAAUACCUCAAUUUUCUCAAGAUUGGUCGUGAACGAGUCCGGUAUUGUGCAAAGGCUUACGUGGUUCGAGGGAGACUGUAGAUGGGUCGAGUUCUGGUCGGCACCCAAGGAUCGGUGCGAUUCUUAUGAUACAUGUGGUUCAUAUGGUAAUUGUAACCUAAGUGACGACGAGAAGUUCAAAUGUACAUGCUUACCUGGUUUUGAGCCCAAGGUGGCACUUGAUUGGUCCUUGAGGGAUGCGUCAGGCGGGUGCGUGAGGAAGCGCGAGGGACAAGUUUGUGGAAAUGGAGAGGGGUUUGUGCCGAUGACACAUUCUAGCAUUCCCUACACAUCGGUGACACGUGUGAAUAUGAGUUUGAGCUUGAAAGAGUGCAAGGAGGUGUGCUUAAAGAAUUGUUCUUGUAGUGGUUACAUGAGUGCAAACAUAAGCGGAGGAGGGAGUGGGUGUGUCACUUGGCAUGGUGAAUUGAUGGAUACAAGAGUGUUUUCAAAUGGGGGUCAAGAUAUAUACAUUCGAGUUGAUGCAGUUGAAUUAGCUCAAUAUUCCAAGUCAAAAGGCAAUCAUGGCAAGAAGUUGAAUGUGGCCAUUAUGGUAGUGUCAGUCGCUGUAGUAUCAUUUCUCAUAAUCUUCUUGGCAUAUUGGUUUGUAAUGAAGAAGAGUAAAGGAAAAAGGGGAAUGGGAAACUUGUCAUUUAGCGAAAAUGAGCUUGUUGAAAGUGAAACAAGUACAGAUUUACCAUUCUUUGAUCUGAGCACCAUUGUAGCUGCCACAGACAAUUUCUCUUCUGCUAACAGGCUUGGACAAGGUGGUUUUGGCACAGUUUAUAAGGGCCGGCUACAUAAUGGACAAGAAAUAGCUGUGAAAAGACUAUCAAAAAAUUCGGGGCAAGGGAUAAAGGAAUUUAAGAAUGAAGUUAUGCUGAUUGCGAAACUCCAGCACAGGAAUCUCGUUAAACUUGUAGGAUGCUGCAUUCAACAAGAGGAGAAAAUGGUAAUCUAUGAAUACUUGCCAAACAAAAGCUUGGACUUGUUUAUCUUUGAUGAAGCUAAAAGGUCAUCAAUGGGCUGGGAAAAACUGUUUGAUAUCAUUUUAGGAAUUGCUCGAGGAAUGUUAUAUCUUCAUCAAGAUUCAAGAUUACGAAUCAUCCACAGGGAUCUAAAAGCCAGCAAUGUUUUACUAGAUGCUGCAAUGAACCCAAAAAUAUCAGAUUUUGGAAUGGCUAGAAUUUUUGGAGGGGACCAAAUUGAAGCAAAUACCAAUAGAGUGGUUGGAACAUAUGGUUAUAUGUCACCCGAGUAUGCAAUGGAAGGAUUAUUUUCAAUAAAAUCUGAUGUUUUCAGUUUUGGGGUCGUAGUAUUAGAGAUCAUUUGUGGCAGGAAGAACAGCAGUUAUAAUCAAGAGAACUUUCAGAAUCUAAUUGGACAUGUUUGGGACCUUUGGGGAAAAGGAGAAUCCUUGGACAUAGCUAAUUCAUCGUUAGGUGAGUCAUAUCAAACUCAUCAAGUUCUAAGAUGCAUUCACAUUGCGCUUUUGUGUGUGCAAGAACACGCCACUGAUCGGCCAACCAUGUCAGCAGUUGUUGUUAUGUUGUGCAAUGAAACUUCUCUUCCUCUACCUAAACAGCCUGCAUUUAUUUCUAGAAGACCCAAUAAUGGUCCAGACUCAUCAUCGGCUGAUGUUGGAGCUUGUUCCAUAAAUGAUAUUACAGAUACUAUGGUUGAGGGUCGCUGAAAGCUUCAACUUUCACAUAUUGUACCUUAGUCUGCCAUUACUAGUAGUACCAUACAUGCUGACUAACAUUAUAUUUCCCUAUGACUUUUGGACGUUAGCUCAAUAUCUCGAAAUGUUGUGUUGUGGUAUUAUUUUGUUUAUUAGUAACAAUUUCAUACAAGCAUUUAGUGUAUUUUUUCACA